AUGCUUCCACCUCCAAUUGACCAAUUUUCAAGUUAUGAUGAACUCCUUGCUCAUGUUCGAGCCUUUGUUUUAACUCAAGGAUAUGCUGUAACCAUAAAAAGAACUCGAACUGAUGUAAAUGGCAAAGUCAAGAAUGUGACAUUGCAUUGCGACAGAGGUGGCUCUUAUAGAAAUAGUUUGAACCUGACAGAUGAUUUACGUCAUAGGCAGACAGCAUCAAGACUUUUGGAUUGUCCAUUUGAGCUCCAUGGGACCAGACACAAUGCAUCAGAGGAUAUGUCUGGUCAUCCAAUCACUCGCAGGUUGAACACUGAGCAACGAGAGCUAGUUCAGCAAAUGUCUGCUGCUGGAUCCCAUCCUUGUGAAAUUUUGUCAACCAUUCAUCAGAGUGAUCUUUCUUCUAUGGCCACAUCUAGAACAAUCUACAAUACUUUGCAUUCCAUUCGUGAAGAAAGACUUGAUGGUCGUACACCAAUUCAAGCUCUUUUUGACAAAUUACAAGAAUCUGACUUCGAAUUUGAUUAUCAACAUGACCAUCAAAAUCACAUCACACACCUUUUUUUUGCACACAGGAUAUCCAUUGCCUUGACUCGUACCUAUCCUGUUGUAUUACUUUUGGAUUGUACAUACAAAACAAACAGAUAUCAUAUGCCUCUUCUAAAUGUUGUUGGAAUGACAAGCUUUAACACAACAUUCUUUUCCUGCUUUGCCUUCCUGAAAGAUGAAAAAGAAGCAGAUUAUGAAUGGGCCUUGACUUGCAUUUCAAAGAUCUUUAAUGGAAUGUCUCAUCCUAAAGUCAUUGUCACUGAUCGAGAAUUAGCACUGAUGAAUGCCAUUGGUAGAAUCUUUCCUGGUGCUCAUCAUCUUCUAUGUAUUUGGCACAUAAACAAGAACAUUUUAGCUAAAUGUAAACGUCACUUUGCUACAGAAGAAGAUUGGACCGAGUUCAUUGAAUUGUGGAAGGCAGUUACAGCAUCUAUCACUGAACAAGACUUCACAACCAAAUGGAAGGAAUUUUUAGAAUGCUAUGCGAGUAAGCCCAACGUCCUGCAGUAUCUUCAAGAAACCUGGAUCCUACAUAAAGAAUGCUUCAUUUCUGCCUGGGUUGAUCAUUACUUGCAUCUUGGUAACAAAGCAACUUCACGAGUAGAAGGUGCACAUGCUACUCUUAAAAAGUAUUUGCAGUCAUCCAGAGGUGAUCUUGAGUCAGUACAUCGUAAGAUCAUAUUGGAAGUAGAGUCUCAAGCAAAGGAAAUCCGUGCAAUGAUCUCUUCUGAACGUCUAAAAGUACAACAUGUGUACCGUAUAGCUCUGUUUGAACCUCUCUUGAGUCGUGUAUCUGUUUUUGCCUUGAAAAAGAUCCAUGAUGAGUGGAUCAAGGCAUCAAAUGCAACACUAGAGUCUCCCUUGAAUCCUUGCUCAGGGAUCCUUAGCUCCACGAUGGGUCUUCCAUGUUCACAUCUCAUCAGUGAACGUAUAGCAAACGGCCAAACAUUGCAGCAAACUGAUAUCCAUGAACACUGGUGGAUCAAAGCUGCUGCUCAUACCCAGUUGGAAGAAUUGUCUUCUGCUCCUCCUGAUGUACUUGGAAACCCUGAAGUUAGUAGGCCACGAGGAAGACCAGUUGGAGCAAGAAACCAAAGUGAAGGAUCAAUGCAGAGAGAUCCAUCUGCAUUUGAGCUUGUUGAAAGAAGGCCAAGGCAAUGUGGUAUAUGUCAUCAAACUGAAUCAAGUAAAAAUAAAGCAGAAGCUGGGGGAUAUAAUAAUUUAAGUGUUGAUGAUUUAAUUUGUAAUAUAUGUUAUAAUAGAUGUAUCAAUUAUGAUUCUCAUAUUAAACCUAAUAAAAAAUCUAAUGAUGAUAAUUUAUUUAAAACAAAUGUACAAAGUUCUUCAUCUUCAAAAUUAGUAGAAUUAGAAGCACAUGUUAAAGAACUCCAACAACAUAUAACAAUAUUAUCAGCUGAAUUGGAGAAUAUAACAAGGCCUGUUGAUACAAACAAUUUAAUUG
Messenger RNA from Entrophospora sp. SA101, 2008 nucleotides. Lineage: Eukaryota; Fungi; Glomeromycota; Glomeromycetes; Entrophosporales; Entrophosporaceae. The record is from the annotation of a GenBank genome assembly.